GUAUUCUCAAGAUAUUUCGCAAAAUUUUAUCCCUUGUCAUCAUUCACGAAAUCAAAACGAAAUGCACAAAGAAUUUUACAUUGGCUCAAAAGCCGGCAGCCAACUCCAUGGCCUCGACAUCUCGUCAUUUGCGACAAUCGAACAAUUGAAAAAGACGCUGGCAAAUGUCUUUGCCUUUGCAGACACAAAAGAACUAUGUCUCGUGGAUCAAUUACAGAAUCAAGUCUCAACCAUCGAACAAGUACACCAGGCUCAAGAUGCCAUUCAAGUCCGUUCGACGCGCGACGCGCCUAUUCGGGAGCCACCUGGGCCACGAGCAUUGCCCAUAGUUGGCAACCGUUACGAGUUGUAUCCUGAUGUGCUUGGAAACUACGAUCGCUUGUUUUCCAUCUACGGCCCCAUGAUUAAAACAACGAAUAUGGGAACGACAAUCUACCACACCAACGACCCCGAGAUUGCGCGUCAUGUCCUGCGUGAAGACAAGCUCUUUACAAAAAAUACAUCGGAUUCCUCGCAUCCUCUGCACUACAUGGCAGACCAAGACUGUCUAUUCACCUGCGACAGUGACACACCAGCAUUUGCGCCCAGCCACAAAUUCGUACCACCCACAAUGUCGCCGCGUGCUGUCGCACACUUUACGCCGCUGAUCCAAGAUGCGACGCAGUCUGUCUUUACCGCAUUCGAUCAAUUAGCCGACGCAAAUCUGGCUAUCAAUGUCUAUCAGCACAUGUUUAAGCUGGCCUCGCAGAUCAUUUGGCGCGUGGUACUAGACCAGGACCUCAAACAUUUCGAAACACCAAAGACUCCACCAUCGCUGCCUAUCCGGCUAUUUGGCGAAUAUUUAUCGCUAAUGAAAAAGGCCUCGAUGCAAGCUCAAUGGACCAAAUAUCUACCAUUCAGUAACGCUUCCAAGGUCAAGGUUGUUCGAGAAAAGGUGCUUGACGUUGUCGAACAAGCCAUGGAUGUGUGCAUCGACAAGGAUGGCGCUCCGUUGGCGCUGUCAGAUCCAGAAGCCGUUAAAAAGUCACGCUGCAUCGCUGAUUUUCUAUAUCGUGCUCGUGAUGAGAAUGGCGAGGGCCUCUCUUACGAGCUCGUCCGGGGCAACGUAGUAGUUACCUGUGGCGCUGGGUUUACCACGAGUUCAUCGUUGCUCUCAUGGGCAUUGUACGCUCUUGUACGGUACCCUGGCAACCAGGAACGCCUUCUACAGGAUCUGGUCAACGCUCGUGGUGAAGUAAAGGAUAAGAAGUGGACAUAUGAUGAAAUACACGGCAUGAAGUUUCUCGAUUGCUUCGUAAAGGAGGUCCUCCGCGUUCACAGCCCGAGUUUCCAGACGGCACGUAACGCGAAACAGGACGCUGUGCUGCCAGGAGGAUAUCUAAUUCCCAAGGGCUCCAUUGUCAUCGCUUGCUUCCCAAGCUUGCACAAGAACCCGGCGCACUGGGAAAAUCCGCUGAGGUUCGAACCAGACAGGUGGAUGGAGGACGGCUUUGCAGCCAAGAUGGCGCGCCAGGGCUCUUACACACCCUUUGCAGCAGGUGGACGCGGUUGCGUCGGGUUUAAUUUGGCGUUGACGCAGGUUAAGCUGGUGUUGGCCGAGCUAGUAUACCGCUACGAGUUUGACGACUCGUCGCCUGACGCGGUCAUUUACGAUCCUGAAUUCCUGGUUGUGCGGCCGCUCAACUUUUACGCGGGGCUAACACGGCGCAAGGAGUGGCCAAUGUCGCAGUGA
[Torrubiella] hemipterigena is the source of this 1732-nucleotide messenger RNA. The record is from the annotation of a GenBank genome assembly. NCBI's taxonomy places the organism in Eukaryota, Fungi, Ascomycota, Sordariomycetes, Hypocreales, Clavicipitaceae.